AUGGCGGCGACGAAGACUCGUAACCUGAUGACGGAGGAGGAACUGAUAGAAUUGGAAAAGCAAGAAUUCGAAACAGGACCCUUAUCCGUAUUGUUAAACGCCGUAAAAAACAACACCCAGGUUCUUAUUAAUUGUCGGAACAAUAAGAAGCUACUGGCUCGCGUGAAGGCGUUUGAUAGACAUUGUAACAUGGUACUUGAAAACGUCAAAGAAAUGUGGACCGAGGUUCCCCGCCCAGGCAAAGGGAAGAAGAAGUCAAAACCCGUCAACAAAGACCGUUUUAUCAGCAAAAUGUUUCUCCGCGGGGACUCAGUCAUCCUCGUCUUGAGAAACCCCCUUGCUACGGCAGCUGCAUCAGCUCGUGGCUAG
Hydatigera taeniaeformis is the source of this 369-nucleotide messenger RNA. The record is from the annotation of a GenBank genome assembly. Lineage: Eukaryota; Metazoa; Platyhelminthes; Cestoda; Cyclophyllidea; Taeniidae.